Molecule: messenger RNA, 2537 nt
Organism: Chrysoperla carnea
Lineage: Eukaryota; Metazoa; Arthropoda; Insecta; Neuroptera; Chrysopidae
Product: protein zer-1 homolog
Exons: 6
Coding region: 215-2536 (773 amino acids)
Cellular component (GO): Cul2-RING ubiquitin ligase complex
Molecular function (GO): protein binding
Source: RefSeq, a predicted model, not a curated record
UGUCAUAAUAAAAUACUUAUACUGUAUAAAAUAUUAAAUAUAAAAGAUUUUAUGUAUAAUUAUUGUUAACUAAAUUACAUUAAAUAUGUUAAUGGAAAUAAUCUAACAAUGGUGAUAAAUCAAAUUCAAAAUGGGACACUUAUUAAUUGUUUAGUAAAUAUAAAUUACGUAAUUAAUUAAUUUUUGACACAUUUGAUUAAGUAUUUUGUCAACAAUGCAGAAAGAUUGUGGAUGCGGCCAUUCACGACUAUUACCAGCAAAUUUAUGUUGUGUGUGUAACGAGAGUGCUCCAGAAUCAUUGUUGGAAACAACAAUAAAAUGUAUAUUGAACAAUCUUCAUACCAUAUGCGAUAAAAAACAAACUUUAUAUAGAUUAAAAAAAGGUAUUGUCCUACCUAGUGAAAUAUGCGACCAAUUAUUAGCCCAAUGUCAACAAUUACAGAAGGUAGAUAAUAAAUUCUUGGGUAUAUUUUACGAUAGGACGUGUACACGUUUAAAACGUGUAGUUUUAAAUCACACAGAUAUUACCGAUGAAUCACUUUCUAUAUUAUUACAAAGACAUGAAUUAAUCGAAUUAGAUUUAGGUAACUGUCCGUAUAUAACGGAUGAUGCGCUCAAUUUAAUAUAUUCGUAUGGUAGAUCAUUGAAAUCGUUGGCGUUACGAAAAGAUUGUCCAAUUGUUUCGAUGUAUGACCAUAUGAUUGAUUUAAUGCAAGGAUUGGCAUGUAAUUUAACACAAUUACGACGUUUUACGUUACACUCGUUGCGUAUAACGUUACAACCGGAAAAACCGAACAUAUUCGAUAAAUUGUUAAGUAAAUUAACGGCAAAUUUAACGUAUUUAGAUUUAUCAGAAUGUAGUGGAUUAGGUGAGAUGCAAUUUUUAGAUAAAUUUACAAAUUUACAAUCGUUAGUAUUAUAUAAUGUACCCCGUUUGCAAGAUGCCUUUUCAAAUAUAUGUAAAGUAAAAACGUUAACACAUUUAGAUAUAUCACAAUCGUUAUCAUCGAGACAUAAUAAUGGUGUUUAUGAGAAUGAGAAUAAAGUGCUAGCAACAAUUGUUGAAAGUUUACCGCAGUUAAAAUCAUUAGAUAUAUCUGGUACAAAUUUAGCGGGAUCAGGUGUUGCUGAAGAAGGUUUUAAACAUUGUACAGAUAUACCGGGUUUAGGUACGCGAGUGAAUAGACCCUUGGAUUUUCUGGGAUUAUAUGGGACACAUCAUGCAGCAUGUCGUCGGCAUGAUAUACCUGCAGAAAAGGUAUCUGGUGAUGCGACUGAGGAACAAAUUUUAAUAGCUGCUGCAGCGUAUCUAGAUAGAGCUGAUGUGCUUCAACGUGUAUUAAACGACUUGUAUCAUAUGUUUAGAUUUGAGACAUGUCAGUAUAUUGGCCAUGCGUUGAGUAUUAUUUUACAAUCGAUGGAUCGACAUCCACGAAAGAAACAAAUACAGGUUUCAAGUAGUGCGACACUAUUUUAUAUUGUGAAGGGAAAAGAUCGUAGCAGUUUUGGAGUGCGUAUUAAACGACAUAUGAUAUCUACAUUGUUGAAUGCAAUGUAUUAUCAUAAGGAAGACGAUACCAUGAUGCGUAAUGGAUGUUUAACUUUAUGUCAAUUUAAGAUACCUCAAGAUGUGCUAUUUGAAUACGAAAGAUUAGUGCAAAUUCUAUUACAUUCGGUAUCGGAAAUGCAACAAGAAAGUUUUGUCCAACGAAUAGGCAUUUAUUUAUUAAACACAUUAGCUUGCCAAGUUGGUGGAAGGCAAAAACAACGUCUUGGUGACUUAGGCGUUAUAAAUAAAAUGUUAAAUAUUAUUGAAGAAAGAUUAAGCCGAGGUGUAUGUGAUGACGUCUUAGAAGUUGCCUGGAGUACUAUGUGGAAUGUAACUGAUGAGACACCAUUGAAUUGUCGUCGAUUUUUAGAUGCAAAAGGAAUGGAAUACUUUUUAGAUUGUUUAAAGGGUUUUCCGGAUCAAGAAGAGCUGUUACGAAAUAUGAUGGGAUUAUUAGGAAAUGUUGCUGAAGUGAAAUCAUUAAGACCACGUUUAAUGACAUAUCAAUACAUACAAGUGUUCUCAAAUUUAUUGGGAUCCAGUAGUGAUGGCAUUGAGGUAAGUUAUAAUGCUGCUGGUGUAUUGGCUCAUAUGGCUUCAGAUGGCCCAUCAGUAUGGUUAUUAUCGCAACCCAAUAGACAAGAGGUGUUAGAUCGUAUGACAAAUGCAAUUGAACGGUGGACUUUGACUACAGAACGCAAUAUUAAUUAUCGAUCAUUUGAACCUAUUUUAAAUUUAGUACAAGCUUAUCAUACACCUGAAUGUCAACAUUGGGCUGUAUGGGCGUUAGCAAAUUUAACUACAGUAUAUCCUGUAAAAUACUGUUCAUUGGUACAACAAGAAGGUGGAAUAAGUCUUUUACGUGAACUACUUAAUCAUGAAGAACCACCCGAGCGUGUUAAGAGUUUAGCGUCAAUAGUUAUAAGGAAUUGUACACAAUUUAAUAAAAAUGGUUAUGUGGAAUCAGUUGCACCAUUAGAUGGAUAAA